GAGUAAAGCCGAGUGGACGAGGAUCAGCUGACUGUGUCUGUGUGACCGUCCUUCGAUGGGGACAGUUUUGGUUUCGUGAAUCAGAAAUUCAGAAUAAAAUCAGCUUCUGGUCCAUCAGUCGAUCAGUGUGUACGCGGACAUGCCGUCACUUCUGUUCUGCGGGCCGAAGAUGGCCGCCUGCGGGAUCGUGAUCAGCAUCUGGGGCGUUAUAAUGCUGGCAAUGUUGGGAAUCUUCUUCAGCGCAAAGUCAGCCGUGCUGAUCGAGGACGUCCCAUUCACUGAAGAAGACAUUCGCAACGAUAAAAAUCCUCCUCAGAACAUCUACAGUCUUUACAACCAGGUCGGCAUCAACUGCUUCAUCGCUGCCGCCAUCUAUGUGGCAGUGGGCGCCGUGUCGCUCUGCCAGGUCCGACUCAACAAACGUCAAGAGUACAUGGUGACAUAAACAGCCGCAGCCAUGAUCUGACCUCUGACAACACGACGACUUGACAUCAGCAGCUGGAGGUCGUUUCCUGUCCAUAAAGUUUACGUUACAGUGUCAGACAUCCUUCAUAGCGGACCAAUCAGCAGCUGAAAUCUCACUUUGGGGCGAUCUGGUUGGUUAAAAUGUUAUUGGUGUAAAGAGAGGAGGUCAGACGUCACAUGAAUUAUUUAUUUUUAAACCUUUGAUGUGUUUGUUGUUGUUGUUGUUGUUGUUGUUGUUGGAUGAAAUGUUGCAUCAUUCCUUUGAACGUGUUUUUCUUGAAUACGACCAAAUGUUGAUUCACUUUGGCUUCAAAACUCCUCCUGGUCAUGUUUAUUUUACAGCUAAAUUUAAACAUUUGAAUUAGAAAUGAAUUCAUCUUUAGCGAAAGAAACAAUUUAUAACAGCUGGUUGAAUUAUUUUAUAUAUUUUCCAUCACUGGUUCUGAUCUUUGGCUGACAGUAAAAUUAACUGUCAGAAUAAACAGAAAUGUUAAAGUAAAAGUGUGUUCAGGCUGAUUGUCAUUAAUGCUCAAUCUGAAAGGUGUUAAACGUUACAAAAAUUAUGGCAGAUAAUCCUUUGCAAUAAAGUGUGUGUGUGAACAAA
This is a messenger RNA of Larimichthys crocea (large yellow croaker), 1069 nucleotides long. RefSeq names its product ribonuclease, RNase K b (gene rnasekb). The transcript is spliced from 3 exons. Gene Ontology annotation, biological process: nucleic acid metabolic process. Gene Ontology annotation, molecular function: RNA endonuclease activity. The record is from RefSeq and is a predicted model, not a curated record. The coding region runs from base 140 to 445 and encodes 101 amino acids. Lineage: Eukaryota; Metazoa; Chordata; Actinopteri; Sciaenidae.